Acomys russatus (golden spiny mouse) is the source of this 2444-nucleotide messenger RNA. It is a transcript of the gene Bank1, whose product is annotated as B cell scaffold protein with ankyrin repeats 1. The transcript has 16 exons. NCBI's taxonomy places the organism in Eukaryota, Metazoa, Chordata, Mammalia, Rodentia, Muridae. Gene Ontology annotation, biological process: signal transduction; negative regulation of phosphatidylinositol 3-kinase/protein kinase B signal transduction; B cell activation. The record is from RefSeq and is a predicted model, not a curated record. Bases 96 to 2444 code for a protein of 782 amino acids. Gene Ontology annotation, molecular function: signaling receptor binding; protein tyrosine kinase binding.
CGUCCACAGACUAGCAGAUCUCAAGGGCUACAAGGGAAGUUACAGGCCUGGCCCCACCGCUUCAGUUCCCAGGCUUCUGGCUCCAACCUCCAGCGAUGUUUCCUGUGGCUUCUGGCACUAGCGGCAGCAGCCAGGACCUGCUCCAGGCUGGCCUAGCGCCUCCAGGAAAUGCAAAAGAUAUCCUACUGCUACAUGAAGAAGAUGCUGAGGAAUGGGCUGUGUACUUGAGAGAAGUAUUUAUACACGUGGUAGAAAGAGAAGCAAUCCUGUUAUAUCCCUUGCGGAGUUUCUCUUCCUCACAUCUGGAACUGCUAAAUUUAGAUGACUACAGAUGUAAACUUCUGAUAUUAUCGGAUAGUCUCCUAAAAGACCUGACGCCGAUGAAGUGCCGGUUUCUGGAGAAGAUGCUUCACUCGCCAGGAAGUGUAGUGACUCUGCUUUGCGGGAUGGAGAGCUCGGGUCCUCUCUAUCAGUUAUUAAAUGUCCCUCGGAGCAGAUGGGAGAUCUCCACAGAGCAGGAUCCCGAGCACUACGUCUCUGUCGUCAGACGGAUUUUAGACAGAGAUCCUGAAGACUACCUUGAGGUCAGCAUUCCAACAGACCCAAGAGAAAAAUAUUCUGAGGAAACAAGUGGACAGAAGGAAAUUGAUGACCUGGAAGCUUUGAAACCGUCUACACCUCAGGCUCUAGUGCUUCCUGCAGAAAUUUCUUGUGAGAAUCCUGGAGAGGUAUUCAUUCUGUUGAAAGAUGAACUAAUGGGUGAAAUUCUGGAAGUUGAAUUUAUAUCACACAGCAAGCGCCUCAAAACACGGCCAGCACAUUGGAAUAAGGGUGUCUGGCAUAUGAAAGCUGCAGAUUUUCCAGCUGGUUCAGUCACUGUCAAUGUCUACUGUGAUGGAAUCAUCAAGGCCACAACAGAGAUUAAAUACUGCUCAGCAGCAAAAGCAACAGAAAGUCCAUUUAGAAUGUCAGACCCAGGCAACAGUUUGUGCCAGAAAAGCAUUGAGGAGCUGGAUGGUGUUCUUGCAUCUAUAUUCAAGCAUGAGAUACCGUAUUAUGAAUUCAAAUCUCUCCCAACUGAAACUUCCUCUCAAAAAGAAUAUACUCAUGCCAGAGAGCUCCCAACACUCCUCCACUGUGCUGCAAAGUUUGGCUUAAAGAAUCUGGCUCUUCAUCUGCUGCAGUGUCCAGGAGCAGAAUGGGCAGCGAGGAUGAAGAACACGGAUGGCUCAGAGCUGCUGGAUAUUGCUGAAAGGCAUGGUCAUGAAGAACUCAAGAAAAUCUUUGAAGACUUUGUGAGCCAAAACGUUAGCAGAAAUGAGCAAGAAAAUGAGUAUGAAGAGGAUGUUUUCUUGUUUCCUACAUCUUCACCCUCCCCGCCGUCUCCAGCAUUUCAUCAUGAGCUCAGGAACACACAUAGGCAGAGCACAGACAGAUCUGAGGAACCCCAGAUGGCUGGUGACACAAAGGAGGAAGAAGCAAGUGCUGAAGCAAGACCCGGCCUGCCAGAGGCCAACAAUGAAAGCUGGGAGAGCCAGUAUGAUGACCUGUAUGUGUUCAUUCCUGGAAUUGAUGCAGAAGGCAACACUCAAGAGCCACUCACACACUGCAGACCACCUCUGCCCCCACCACGGCCGGGGACGGCUGCGUCCCAACUAGAAAGACCUCACUUCACCUCACAAGGGAAAAUGAUGGAGAACCAAAUGGAAAGAAGUCAGAACAGGAAUAACCUCAGUGUGAAUCAAGAGACAAGAGAAGAACACAGCAAAGAAGAAAAGAAAGGAGACGAAGCGCAGGAGGAGGAGGAGGGGGAGGACCCAUACACAUUCGCUGAGACUAAUGACAAUGAGUAUGAUCUGAUACUGGCCAGUAAGAGUGUAAAGAAAAGAACUGGAAAUCGGUCUUUCAUUAUAAACAGACCUCCUGCCCCAGCACCCCGGCCUACUCACAUCCCUUUCAAAGAAGAAACAACACCUUAUAUAGCUCAAGUGUUCCAACAAAAGGCAGCCAGAAGACAAUCUGAUGGUGAUAAGUUCUACAGUCUCCCCAAGAAACCAGACAAAGCUCCGAUGGAGGACCCAACCUUCUGCAGUGCAAGGGGCUAUCUGACCACUGGGCAGGAAGAACUGAUCCUCCUUCAGGGGAAAGUCAAGAACGGGGAAAUGUCUGUGGAUGAAGCGCUAGAGAAAUUUAAGCAUUGGCAGAUGGGGAAGAGUGGUCUGGAAGUGAUUCAGCAGGAAAAGCUACGGCAACUACGAGACAACAUCAUUGGGAGAAGGCCAGAAGGUGAAAACGCCUACGAUAAACUCACCAUCGUGCACCAUCCAAGUGGUAAUUCUGCCCACAAUGAAAAUGUACUAUACAGUAGUCCCUUCAACAAUAAGCUUCCUGCUCGACCACAAGUUGAAAAAGAAUUCGGUUUCUGCUGCAAGAAAUAUCAUUAA